Messenger RNA from Lycium barbarum (goji berry), 429 nucleotides. RefSeq lists its product as uncharacterized. The transcript has a single exon. The record is from RefSeq and is a predicted model, not a curated record. Bases 1 to 429 code for a protein of 142 amino acids. Lineage: Eukaryota; Viridiplantae; Streptophyta; Magnoliopsida; Solanales; Solanaceae.
AUGAAAGAAAAAAGGCAACAAAAACAAAUAAUCGAACUUACCUCUUUGACUAGACAGAAACUGACAGAUACCAAGGCAAUCCAAGAAGGGAUCAUUCAAUUCUACAAAUCUCUAAUGGGGACAUCAGCAUACUCAUUACCUGUAGUAAACAAAACUACCAUGAGCAAUGGUCCAGUGUUGAGUCACCACCAGCAGGUUGAGUUGUGCAAAGAGAUCACAAAUCAGGAGAUUUUAGAGGGCUUGCAAUCUAUAGGUGAUGAUAAAGCACUUGGCAUAGAUGGGUUCAAUGCAUUAUUUUACAAAAAAUCUUGGCCAAUUAUUGCGGAAUAUACCUGUGCAGCAGUCCAUGAAUUCUUCAACACCACCAGCUUAUACAAAGCAGUGAGCUGUAUUCUCAUCACCUUAUUGCCUAAGGUUCCAAACCCAUAG